AAGCUUUGAAUAACACGGAGAGAGGGGGAGAAAUAAAAGGAAUCAGCACCACGAGACCUCAGUCUUCCAGCAGCAAAGAGAAGACACAGGAUUAACCAUGCCUGAGCCAGUACCAGCAGACUCGGAGACGACUGAGCUCACGGGGCUCUUCACUGAGAAGCCACCAGAUCAUGUAGUCAUCGUUGCAGGGACGGAUGUCACUUUCACAGCGAAGGUUGACUCCAGCACCUUGACCAGGAAGCCCACCAUGAAAUGGUUGAAGGGCAAGUGGCUGGACCUUGGCAGCAAGGCUGGGAAGCAUAUGCAGUUCAAAGAAACUUAUGACAGGAACACAAAGAUUUACACAUAUGAAAUGAAGAUCAUCAAAGUGAAACCUGGGGACGCUGGGGGCUACAGAUGCGAGGUGACAGCAAAAGACAAGUGUGACAGCUCCACUUUUGAGAUCACUGUCGAGGCUGCUCAGCGGGAUGAGCAGGCGGAUAUUUUGUCUGCCUUCAAGCGAGCGGAUGCUGGAGAAGACGAGGGAGAUCUGGAUUUCAGUGCUUUGCUGAAAGCCGCAAAGAAGAAGAAGAGGCCUGAAGAUGAGGUACCAGAGGUUGAUGUCUGGGAAUUACUCAAGAAUGCCCAUCCAAGCGAGUACGAGAAAAUCGCCUUUAAGUAUGGCAUCACCGACCUGAGGGGCAUGCUGAAACGUCUGAAAAAGAUGAAGGUUGAGCCUAAGCACAGCGAGGCUUUCCUAAAGAGGCUUGAAUCAUGCUACUCUGUGGAAAAGGGGAAGAAGAUCGUCUUGAGGUGUGAGGUUGUAGAUCCUGACGUCCAGGUCAAGUGGCUGAAGAAUGGCCAGGAGAUCAAACCCUCCGCCAAGUAUGUAAUGGAGGCAAAUGGUAACAUCAGGACACUUACCAUCAAUAAGACAACCCUGGCUGACGAUGCUGAAUAUGAAUGUGUGGUUGGUGAGGACAAAUCCCUCACAGAGGUGUUUGUCAAAGAGCCCCCUGUGACCAUCACCAAACUGAUGGAUGACUAUCAUGUGGUGGUGGGUGAGAGGGUGGAAUUUGAGAUUGAGGUGUCAGAGGAAGGAGCCCACGUCAUGUGGUUCUUUGAGGACCAAGAACUUCACAAAGAGUCAGCUUCCUCAAAGUAUCGUUUUAAGAAAGAUGGGAAGAAGCACACAUUUAUUAUCCUGGAGGCUACAAUGGAAGACAUUGGAAUGUACCAUGCUUGGACAAAUGGGGGGCACACCAAAGGAGAACUAGAGGUGGAAGAGAAACAACUGGAGGUGUUGCAAGACAUUGCUGAUCUUACAGUCAAGGCUACAGAUCAGGCAGUUUUCAAGUGUGAGGUGUCUGAUGAGAAGGUUACAGGGAAGUGGUACAAAGACGGUGUAGAGGUCCUACCAAGUGAACGCAUCAAAAUAACUCACAAUGGAAGGUUUCAUCGGCUGGUCAUUGACGAUGUCAAGCAACAGGAUGCAGGAGACUAUACCUUUAUUCCUGAUGGAUACGCCUUGUCUCUGUCUGCUAAACUUAACUUCUUGGAAAUCAAGAUCGACUAUGUGCCGAGACAAGAACCACCAAAGAUCCACCUGGACACCACUGGCAAUAUGGUUUCCCAAAACACCAUCAUUGUUGUGGCUGGAAACAAGCUCCGCCUGGAUGUGGAGAUCACAGGCGAGCCGGCGCCUACCGUGGUUUGGUCAAAAGGAGAUAUACCAGUCACGGAGACCACUGGCCGUGUGAGGGUGGAGUCCAGGAAAGACCUGAGCUGUUUCGUCAUAGAGGGCGCGGAGAGAGAGGAUGAGGGGAACUACACCAUCUGUGUUACCAACCCAGCUGGAGAGGACAAGGCUAAUCUCUUUGUGAAGAUUGUGGAUGUGCCCGAUGCUCCUGAGCAUGUCAAAUGCACAUCAGUGGGAGAGGACACUGCCACGAUCAUUUGGGAGGCGCCUAAGUUUGAUGGCGGCGCCCCAAUUAAAGGUUAUCUGAUGGAGAGGAAGAAGAAAGGGUCCAGCAGAUGGACAAAGCUCAACUUUGACGUUUAUCCCUCAACUACAUAUGAAGCUAAGAGGAUGAUUGAAGGCAUUUUGUACGAGAUGAGGGUGUUUGCUGUCAACAGCAUCGGCAUGUCUCAGCCAAGUGCCACGUCCAAGCCUUUCAUGCCGAUUGCCCCGACUAGUGAGCCAACACGUCUCACUGUGCACGAUGUGACGGACAGCACGUGCAGCCUGAAGUGGCUCGCCCCAGAGAAGAUUGGAGCCGGCGGCCUGGAUGGUUACGUCAUUGAAUACUGCAAAGAUGGAGACACCGAGUGGGUGGUGGCAAACCAGGAGCUUUGCGAGAGGCAGGGAUAUGUGGUGCGUGGCCUCCCUGUGGGUGAGAAGAUGAACUUCAGGGUUGUGGCGGUUAACAUAGCUGGACGCAGUCCCCCCGCUCUUCUUUCACAGCCCGUCACCAUCCGUGAGAUCAUGGAACACCCUAAGAUUCGCCUGCCUCGUGAACUGAGAACAAAGUACAUCAGAAGAGUGGGAGACAAGAUCAACCUGACUAUCCCAUUCCAGGGUAAACCGCGUCCUGUUGCCACCUGGUACAAAGAUGGUCAGCCCAUUGACCCCAAAGUGGUCAACGUCCGUAACUCCAAUGUGGACAGCAUCUUGUUCAUCCGCUCCGCAGAGAGAGAGCACUCUGGAAAAUAUGAGCUGGUUCUACAGAUUGAGAACAUGGAGGACAGGGCUACCAUCGAAAUAAGGAUUGUUGAGAAGCCUGGGCCCCCUGUGAACAUGAGGGUGGUCGAUGUCUGGGGCUUCAAUGCCGCACUGGAGUGGGAGUCCCCUAGAGAUGAUGGAAACUGCGAAAUUACUGGUUACACCAUCCAGAAGGCCGACAUGAAGACCAAGGAAUGGUUCACGGUUUACGAGCACAACAGACGUACACACUGCACAGCCACAGACCUGAUCAUGGGCAACGAAUACAUGUUCCGCGUGUACAGUGAGAACUUCUGUGGGCUGAGCGAGGAGCCACGCAUGUGCAAGAAUACAGCUGUCAUCGCUAAGACAGGUCUGGUUCAAAAACAACACUCCUACAGGGAGAAGGAAAUAACCUGUGUGCCCAAGUUUACCCAACCACUUGUAGACAGAUCCGUAGUGGCCGGUUACAGCACCGCCAUCAGCUGUGCCGUCAGAGGAUUUCCCAAGCCUAAGAUCACGUGGAUGAAGAACAGGAUGAUCAUUGGAGAGGAUCCCAAGUAUUUGAUGCAGAACAACCAAGGAGUGCUGACCCUUAACAUUCGCAAGCCCAGCACCUUUGAUGGGGGGAAGUACUCCUGCAUGGCUGUCAAUGAGUUGGGGAAGGAUGAAGUGGAGUGCACUCUGAAUGUCCGCAUUCCCACAGCCCCGAGCAAAGAGUAAAACAAGUGAGAAGCCAAGCAGCAGACGGUGUGAAAUGAUAUGAACCAAAUCCUAAAUGAACAGUGAAUGUAUCGCCAACCUUGUCAGCAAGGAAUGAAAUAAAGCUUUGUGACACCUGC
Messenger RNA from Thalassophryne amazonica, 3522 nucleotides. RefSeq names its product myosin binding protein Cb (gene mybpc2b). Bases 98 to 3403 code for a protein of 1101 amino acids. The record is from RefSeq and is a predicted model, not a curated record. Lineage: Eukaryota; Metazoa; Chordata; Actinopteri; Batrachoidiformes; Batrachoididae. Gene Ontology annotation, molecular function: protein binding. The transcript is spliced from 27 exons.